AUAUAUCCUGCUUUUACCUUUACUGACAUGUCGUGAACCAUAUCCACUUCCAGUGUUUUCAUUAAAUUUGUCAAAGGAUAGUAAACGCUGUGCAACAGGACGUCACUCAGUCUCAUAGCUUGCAAGUAGAGCUGGAUAACCUCGGCCCUUUAUGCAGGUCGCCAGUUUCCAUCCCAGAUUCCAAGCAUCCUGGAUACUUGAAUUCAUCCCCUGUCCGGCCUUGGGUGAGUGCGUAUGGAUAGCAUCGCCGACGAAAAAGACGCAAUACUUCGGGUCGGAGAAACGAGUGGCCAAUCGUUGCUUAAGUCAGUAUGAGGACCACCAGUCGCAUAGCUGUAAUUUCCGAGUACACGGAAAACAAGCAAUUAUCGAGCAUUAUGACACAAUCAGGUCAUUGGUCCCUCCGGAGCGACUGUUAGAGUAUGAAUUGCGAGAUGGUUGGGGGCCGCUAUGCGAGUUUCUAGAGUUGGAAUGUCCGAAAGAGGAAUUUCCUUCGGGGAAUGAUGGGGGUGACUUCAAGGCACUUGUAAGGCAGUUGGAUUGGAUGAGGGUGAGGGAGGCAGCGUGGCAGAAUCGAUGGAUGGCUGCUGUUGUAGUAGUGGCUGCAGCUGGCUUGAGAUAUUUCUCGACUUGACGAGGUAUAGAUGGCCGCGUUUAGAAAAGUUGUUGCUUCCUUGUACCUAAGCUACAUUCUAG
Molecule: messenger RNA, 696 nt
Organism: Aspergillus glaucus CBS 516.65
Lineage: Eukaryota; Fungi; Ascomycota; Eurotiomycetes; Eurotiales; Aspergillaceae
Exons: 1
Coding region: 152-634 (160 amino acids)
Source: RefSeq, a predicted model, not a curated record